AUGUCUACUACUGAAGAAACUAAAGUCACCAAACCAGUCAUUGAAGACAGAAUCUACGUUGGUAAUGUUGAUUUCAAAGCCACUGAAGAUGAAUUGAAAGAAUUAUUUCAAGAUUUAAAGGUCACCGAGGUUGAAAUCCCAUUCAAGGAAAAUACUCGUGGCGAUAAAGUUUUCAAAAGACAUUUAGGAUUUGCCUUUGUUCAAUUUGAAAAUAAGGAUGAUGCUGAUAAAGCCAUUGCUACUUACAAUGGUCAAAAAUUCCAAAGAAGAAACAUUUUCAUCAAAAAGGCAGUUCCACCACCAACUGAAGAAGAAAAAAAGGAACGAGUUGAAGCCUUUAAAGCCAAAAGAGAAGAAAUCAAAAAGGAAAAAGAACAAAAGAAGGCUGAAGCUAAAAAGAAGAGAGAAGAGGCUGCUGCUACUGCUAGUGCCAAUGGUGAAUCUACUGAUUAUACACCAGCUAUCCCAGAUGGAACUCCUUCCAAGGAUACCAUUUUCAUCACCAACUUGGAUUACAAAGUUAACGUUAAAACUUUGAACAAUUUAUUCAAGGAUUUGAAACCAAAAUGGAUCCAUGUUCCUUCAAGAAGAGUUCCUUACAACAGAAGAGGUCGUGGUGGCAAGUUUAGAAAACCAUUCAACAAGGGUAUUGCGUUUGUCAAGUUUUCUAAUGAAGAAACCCAAAAGCAAGCUGUUGCUGAAUUUAAUGGUAAAGAAGUUAAUGGCAGGGAAAUUAUUGUUGAUAUUGCUAUUGAUUCCAGAAUUCCAAAAGAAGGGUCUGCUGAAGAUGUUGAUGAUAGUGACAAUGAUGAAGAAAAAAGUGAUGGCAACUAA
Candida dubliniensis CD36 is the source of this 834-nucleotide messenger RNA. It is a transcript of the gene SBP1, whose product is annotated as Sbp1p. The coding region runs from base 1 to 834 and encodes 277 amino acids. Gene Ontology annotation, molecular function: RNA binding. The record is from RefSeq and is a predicted model, not a curated record. The transcript has a single exon. Lineage: Eukaryota; Fungi; Ascomycota; Pichiomycetes; Serinales; Debaryomycetaceae.